UUCGAAAAUUUCCGCUGGCAUUGAGCGAGAGCCUUAGGAAAGAAUAUAGCGAAAAGCAAGCAAACAGCUGAGGCUUCCAGCCUGUUCUUCCACCACACACCGCCAAUCGCCAAAUCUUUUUACUAUGAAGAGAGGGUCAAAACGUGCUCCACGAGACUAGACCAGUCCAGCGCCACGAUCACUUCGACAAAAUAACCCAAUAACAUAGCUCUCUCGGUGUUUGUUGAUUCAUCGUGUUAUUUCCCGUGCAACUUGGUGUAGCGCGUAGUGUCGUCAGUACGUACAUCCGUGUUCCAGCGUUCCACUUGCCUCAGUUCUUCUGCUAUGCAGAUAAGUUGCUAGACAAUUGAAAACUGCGCUUGUGUAAAGUAAAGAAUCGCAAGAAAAGUAGUUUAAAUGGUGUCGAUUAGCGCUAAAUCCGGUUGCUCGCCUAAUCGGUAGUGUGAAACAAAGACUGCUGCCAUGGAUAUUAAUAUAGUUACCAUUCGUCUGGUACCCGAGAAGAAGGGACUUAUACUUAAGCACUCGGAAUAUGAGAUAACCAGCAGAAAACACAAAGUCACCGUAGUGCGACGAUAUAAUGAUUUUGUGACUUUGUACAACUUGCUGGUAACGAGGUUUCCCUAUCGAAUGUUACCACGGCUGCCACCAAAGCAGAUUAUGCUGGAUUCAUUACUGGAAGAGCGGCGACGUGGUUUGCAGCGAUGGUUGCAGAUUGUCUGUCAACAUCCAAUCGUAGGAAUCGGUCCAAUGCUCGAAUGUUUUUUAACGGACACAACCUCAGAUCACCAAGAUCAUCUUCGAACUGUUUACGCGAAAGAACUGGAUGAAUUUUUGAAAUUAGCUGACAACGCGGAACUUCCACUGGAGGACCAGGGACGACUUGCUGCUAGUCGAGAAAUGAUGAGAAUUAUGCUGAAUUGUAUCAUAAGGAUCAAAAGGCUGGCAGAACAACAAAUGGCAAGGAUACACAACCAAGGCCUGGAUAUGAGAGAAAUGUCGACAGUGUUAACAAAUAUAGACACAUCGAGUGGAUGCUUUGAACCUGAUAUAUUUGGAAGCAUGACUACAGGGUUACAGAAAAUUGCUGACAUAAAUGCGAAAAGUGCAGGCAUACAAAUAUCCUCGAUUGUCGAAAAAAUCAAUUUGCUUUUGGAUGUUCUUACUGGUCACAGUGACCUCUGCGAUAGAGUCGAGAAAGGAAUUGUCUCUGAGCAUCAGCGUGCAAUCGCAAAAAUGUUGAACAUAAAUAAGCAAAAAAUUAAGGGUGUUAUCAGAGGCAGUGCGGCAGAGAGUGUUGCCGCACUUCAUGAGAAAGAAGUAGCUCAAACGGGGGUAGUAGGCAGCCUGGGACGCCGAAGUGCCUUCAGCUUGCAGUGCGUUUUACAAGAAACGGCUUUAGCUCGAAAAUAUCUACAAGUUUUGCCUUCAAUUUUGCUCUCCUUUUGCUAUGAACAACAGCAAAAUAACAUUGAAACUGCCAAAGUUUGGGAAAAUAUUGUUGCAAGUGAGGCGAACCAAUUAAACCAAUAGUUUUUUCAUCCAGAAACGAAAAGCAUUUGGAGACAGGCACUACAAUUCAUUACUGUCUACUGUUAAUUAUUUGUAUGAGAGAUGUUGUAUAAAGUAGAUAUAAUUUAUGAUUGCAUUAGGCAGGGUUGGCGUUGAAAUACAUUUAUUAGUCAUUUCGCCGAGAAUUUUAAAGACUUUGUUGCAAUUAUAUUCACCGGAGUUUUUAAAAGAGAAAAAUAUAUUAAGACUUUUUAAAUAAU
Molecule: messenger RNA, 1772 nt
Organism: Hermetia illucens (black soldier fly)
Lineage: Eukaryota; Metazoa; Arthropoda; Insecta; Diptera; Stratiomyidae
Product: sorting nexin-8-like
Exons: 7
Coding region: 463-1533 (356 amino acids)
Biological process (GO): retrograde transport, endosome to Golgi
Molecular function (GO): phosphatidylinositol binding
Source: RefSeq, a predicted model, not a curated record